GGGGGGCGAUGGGAAGAUGGCGGCCGGCAGCAGCGGUGGCCCGGGCGCUCCGUGCCGGCACCACGCGCAGCUGGGAGUCUGCGAGUCGCGCGCCAAGUACCGCGAGGGGUGGCGGCCGCGCGCCGUGAAGGUUUACACUAUCAACUUGGAAUCUCGCUAUAUACUGGUACAAGGAGUUCCUGCAUUAGGUGUUAUGAAGGAAUUAGUGGAACAAUUUGCAUUAUAUGGUGCCAUUGAGGAAUAUCAUGCUCUAGAUGAAUAUCCUGCAGAGCAGUUUACUGAAGUGUACCUUAUAAAAUUCAAAAAACUGCAAUGUGCAAGGGUGGCCAAGAAAAAAAUGGAUGAACGAAGUUUCUUUGGUAGUUUGCUGCACGUGUGCUAUGCUCCAGAAUUUGAAACAGUCCAAGAAACCAGAGAGAAGUUGCAGGAUAGAAGAAAGUAUAUAGCAAAAGCAACAAAUCAAAGAGAUUGCUUUAUGUUAAAGAAAGUAGAAGGCCCUAAGAAGACAGCCUCAAAUACCUCUGAGCAUGACUGCCCAUGGAGUACAUCAGGAUCAAGUACAGCCAGUAACUGGGAUCCAUCCUGCUUUACAAGUUCUCCUGGGGUACCCCACAACACAGCAUAUCCAGCUGGGAAUCACAAUCAGAGCCUGUUAACACCUCCACACUAUGAUAACAAUUGUGCUGAAAUUUCUGGGUACUUUGGUCAAAACACAUCUUUAACUCCAAGUGUCCAUCCAGGAGUGUGCACUCCACCAGCUUCCUCAAUGCAGCACAGAAAGGCUCCAGCUUGCAAUGGAAUUGACAGGUUUAUGCCUCGUACAACUCACCUACAAGAACGUAAGAGGAAGAGAGAAGAAGGUAACAAGUUUUCCCUCAUUGGAACAAGUGAGGACAAUACUGAAGUUGUUAUUGGUCCACAACUACCAGAAAUACCUAAAGUGGAUAUGGAUGAUGAGUCUUUGAAUACUUCAGCUACAUUAAUUCGAAAUAAACUGAAAGAGGUAGCAGAUUCUGUUUCAACAUCUGUGGAAAAGCCAGAGAGCAGCUCAGCCAAACCAGUUGCAAAGCAGAGAAGACGAAUAUAGAUACUGCUGGCAGCAUCUUCCAACAGUCCUUUUGUAAAGAAUAUAGUUUAAAAUAUGUAUUUUUUUAUUUAAAAAAUAAAACUUUCUUUAUACUGUGUUUUCCAGUGAUUCCCUGUUUAAAAUGGUGUCAUUUUGUUACUUGGAAUGAAGAAACCAAUGUACUGUGUUAUUGUUGCAGUGUUGUCCUGUGUACCUCAUAUUGUAACAUUUUAUAAUAUGAACAGAAUAUAUGAAUAUAACAGAAGAACUCUAUUUAGCCAGAGUAACAGAAGUAAAUUCAUUUAUUCAACAGCUUUAACAGCAAAGGAAUAUUGAAGCUUAGGAGCAACUUGAAAUAUUACUGU
Molecule: messenger RNA, 1431 nt
Organism: Zonotrichia leucophrys gambelii
Lineage: Eukaryota; Metazoa; Chordata; Aves; Passeriformes; Passerellidae
Gene: RBM48
Product: RNA binding motif protein 48
Exons: 5
Coding region: 17-1087 (356 amino acids)
Cellular component (GO): nucleoplasm
Molecular function (GO): nucleic acid binding
Source: RefSeq, a predicted model, not a curated record